This is a messenger RNA of Cololabis saira (Pacific saury), 1388 nucleotides long. RefSeq names its product thioredoxin 2 (gene txn2). Gene Ontology annotation, molecular function: protein-disulfide reductase activity. Lineage: Eukaryota; Metazoa; Chordata; Actinopteri; Beloniformes; Belonidae. Gene Ontology annotation, cellular component: mitochondrion. The coding region runs from base 110 to 622 and encodes 170 amino acids. The record is from RefSeq and is a predicted model, not a curated record. The transcript is spliced from 4 exons. Gene Ontology annotation, biological process: cell redox homeostasis.
ACGCCCCGGCCGGGCGGGGGCGCCACCCGCGGCGCCGCGGCGCGGAGCGACGAUAAAAGCAGCUCGGGGCUGGACGGAAGCAGGAGCGACCGACGACCACACCGGCACGAUGGCUCACAGGCUGCUCUCGCGUAGAAUCUGGAGGAUAUCUGUGAAGGAUAUCCGCUGCCUCCCGUCCUCCGCCGUCACCUCCUCCUCCUUUUCCACCUCCCUGCAGCCCACCAGGAACCGGGUCACCUUGCUCUCCCCAUCACGCACGCUGCCCCGCGCUCUUCCUCACACGCCCCGCCGGCAGGUCUCCUUCAACGUCCAGGACAGCGAGGACUUCACAGAGAGGGUCAUCAACAGCGAGCUGCCCGUGUUAAUCGACUUCCAUGCACAGUGGUGCGGUCCGUGUAAGAUCCUCGGGCCGAGGUUGGAGAAGGCGAUUGCAAAACAGAAGGGUCGGGUUGCCAUGGCAAAAGUGGACAUCGACGAUCACACAGAUUUGGCUAUCGAAUAUGGGGUGUCUGCUGUUCCCACGGUCAUCGCCAUGCGCGGGGGAGACGUCGUCGACCACUUUGUGGGGAUCAAAGAUGAUGAUGAACUGGACUCAUUUGUCAGCAAAAUCAUUGGACAAUAAACCACUGCUUUCAUCCAGCCAUAAACCGCCAUUAUGGCGCUGAUGUCUGUGAUUCUGGCGCACCCGGCCGCUGCCGGGCCGACAUUUUGAGCCUGUUUAGCAACCACCAAUAAAAAAAAAAAGGUUUGGCACAGUCUCAAAUGCUCACACCCAUCCCCAGAGAGGCUGCUUCUGCUGUUCGUUCCUUCUUUCUCUUUCUUUCUUCCUUUCUUUUUCUUUCUUGUUCCCCUUUUGUUUAGUGAUGGGUGUGAGCCUCCAUAAACCAUUCAGUUCACUAUGAUCUGAACAGCCGCUCCAUUUUUCUCUCAUAAUGUGACAUCUCUGUAAAUCUUUGCUAUUGUACAAAGCUGCAAGAUGGUGUGAAGCAGUUGGCUGUAAUAGAAAUGGGGGUGGGGGGGUAAACGCUGUACUGUAUAUCAUGAGGGAUGAACAGUUCUAGUUUAACCAGUGCAGAGGAUUUGAUUAACCUGGCUUUGGUUUGUGACAGUGUUACUUGUAAUUCCGGCUUUUGUCCACACGGGGGCAGCAUUUCUCCAUCGUCGCAGAGCCACACGUGGUCGUUUUACACCGUUAUGCCUAAUCUGAGGAAGGAAGAUGUUUGCCAGCGUGUCUGUGUGAAUCUGUGUGCUUCUCUGGGUUCUUACUGUGAAGCUGAAGUCAAGCGGGAAUUGCAAACAUGAGUUUGAUUUAGUUUUAUUACAGAAAUGAACUAUAUGUUCCAGAAACAUGACCAAGUGAAGUAAUAAAAGAAUCAAGAUGUUCUGUA